Molecule: messenger RNA, 1347 nt
Organism: Drosophila rhopaloa
Lineage: Eukaryota; Metazoa; Arthropoda; Insecta; Diptera; Drosophilidae
Gene: Rpt4R
Product: 26S proteasome regulatory subunit 10B
Exons: 3
Coding region: 45-1241 (398 amino acids)
Biological process (GO): positive regulation of RNA polymerase II transcription preinitiation complex assembly
Cellular component (GO): proteasome regulatory particle, base subcomplex; cytosolic proteasome complex
Molecular function (GO): ATP binding; ATP hydrolysis activity; proteasome-activating activity
Source: RefSeq, a predicted model, not a curated record
UAUCGAUUCGCUUUGACAGACGUCAAAAUCGUUAGGCUAUUCUGAUGGCAGCUCCACCAGCACGUCCCCCGAUGGACGAUGAACGACUCAAGGCCCUGACCUCAUACCGCACCAAGCUUUUGGAGCACCGCGAGGUGGAGUCGCGAUUGAAGGCGCUGCGGGACAAGCACAAGGUGCUCAACGCUCAGUACGAGAAAUCCGAGGCGGACCUAAUGGCGCUGCAGAGCGUGGGGCAGAUGCUCGGGGAGGUCCUCAAGCAGCUGACUCCGGACAACUUUAUCGUGAAGGCCUCGAAUGGUCCGCGCUACGUGGUCGGAUGUCGGCGGCAGAUCAACAAGGCGAAACUUAAGGCCGGCACUCGGGUCGCCCUCGAUGUGACCACUCUGACCAUCAUGCGCUAUUUGCCGCGGGAAGUGGAUCCCCUGGUCUACAACAUGACCCACGAGGAUCCCGGAAACGUCAACUACUCCGAGAUCGGCGGUCUCGCCGAGCAAAUCCGCCAGCUUCGCGAGGUCAUCGAACUGCCUCUGCUAAAUCCAGAAAUCUUCAUCCGUGUGGGCAUCAAUCCGCCCAAGGGAUGUCUGCUCUAUGGGCCACCUGGCACCGGAAAAACCCUCUUGGCCCGCGCCAUCGCCUCCCAGAUGGACGCUAACUUCCUGAAGGUGGUCUCUUCGGCAAUUGUGGACAAGUACAUUGGCGAGAGCGCCCGUCUGAUUCGCGAGAUGUUUGCCUACGCCCGCGAUCACCAGCCGUGCAUCAUAUUUAUGGACGAGAUCGAUGCCAUCGGAGGACGGCGUUUCUCGGAGGGAACUUCCGCCGACCGCGAGAUCCAGCGCACCCUGAUGGAACUGCUCAACCAGAUGGACGGCUUUGAUGCCCUGGGCCAGGUGAAAAUGAUCAUGGCCACCAAUCGGCCGGAUACACUGGAUCCUGCCCUUUUGCGUCCCGGGCGACUGGAUCGCAAGCUGGAGAUCCCGCUGCCCAAUGAGGUGGCUCGCAUGGACAUCCUCAAGAUUCACGCAGAACCGCUGUCGAAGCGCGGCGAAAUUGACUACGAGGCGGUGGUUAAGCUGUCGGAUAUGUUUAAUGGCGCCGAUCUACGGAACAUUUGCACGGAGGCCGGGCUUUUCGCCCUGCGCUGCGACCGAGAAUACGUUGUGCAGGAGGAUUUCAUGAAGGCUGUCCGCAAAAUCGCCGACAACAAGAAGUUGGAGUCUAAGCUGGACUACAAGCCCAUUUAAGAUCCAAUUGGCUAACUUAUUUAAAUAAUUUGUAACUUAUUGCCAGUCAUAAAUAGCUCUGAAAAAGGCGAGCGUAAACACAAUCAAUUAAACUGAUCAUGCUUAC